CUCUCUUCCGUCUCCUUCGUCCCUCCUUCCUCGACGCCCCCCAACAUGUACCACCCUUCCUACCCUCUUCUCCGUCAUAAAACCCCCCAAGUUUCCAAACCCUAACCCUAAUUGCAUUCGCUUUAGGGUUCUAAUUCAAUUCAGGGUUUAAUUCAGUCUCGGGUUUCGUCUCAACCCACCUCCCCCCGAAAAUGGGGUCAAAAGGCGCCUCCUCUCUGCCCACAACCCCAAAAUCAGGGGCCGGAUUAAGAAGAGUUUCGACAGGAAUUGAUAAAGAUCACGACACGGGCCACGAUACCCCGCUACCGCCUCCGUCGCCGUCGGCCAACUCGACCCCUGCCCUGGUUUUAUCCAAUUCCGGCAAGCGAAUGGAUCAAACCGGCACCAACAGCAGGAAAAAGUACGUGAAGCAGGUCACCGGCCGGCACAACGACACGGAGCUCCAUUUGGCGGCGCAAAGGGGGGAUCUCGCUGCUGUUAGGGGGAUUUUGGGGGAGGUUGAUGCUCAGAUGACGGGGACCGGGGUUGAGUUUGACGCGGAGGUGGCGGCCAUCAGGUCGGCGAUGGUGAAUGAGUUGAAUGAGAUGGGGGCGACUGCGCUGUUCAUUGCGGCGGAGAAGGGGUAUUUGGAUAUUGUGGUGGAGUUGUUGAGGUACACGGAUAGAGAGAGCUUGGCGAGGAGGAAUGGGUCGGGGUUUGAUUCGUUGCAUGUGGCUGCGAGAGAGGGGCAUCGAGCUAUUGUGCAGGUACUCUUGAACCACGACCCGACACUUAGCAAGACUUUAGGCUUAUCGAAUGCAACUCCACUUAUAUCUGCAGCAACAAGAGGUCACCUUGAUGUAGUAAACGAGCUUCUCGCUCACGAUCCUAGUUUGAUUGAGCUAUGCAAAUCUAAUGGGAAAAAUGCCCUUCAUUUUUGUUCCCGGCAAGGGCAUGUUGAUAUUGUGAAAGCACUGUUGGAAAAGGAUCAACAGCUUGCUAGAAGAACAGACAAAAAAGGCCAGACUGCUUUGCACAUGGCAGUGAAAGGAACAAACAUUGGUGUAGUUAGAGCUCUUGUUGAUGCUGAUCCGGCGAUUGUUACGUUACCAGAUAAAUUUGGUAACACGGCACUGCAUGUGGCCACUAGGAAGAAGCGAGCGGAGAUUGUGAAUGUUCUAUUACUCUUCCGAGAUACCCACGUGAAUGCAUUGACAAGAGACCACAAGACUGCUUAUGACAUUGCAGAAAGCCUACCCCUUUCCGAAGAAUCUCAAGAGAUUAAGGAAUCUUUAUACCGUGCUGGCGCUGUCAAGGCCAACGACCUAAACCAGCCUCGAGACGAGCUGAGAAAGACCGUGACAGAGAUCAAGAAGGAUGUACAUUUUCAAUUAGAACAAACAAGGAAAACCAACAAGAAUGUCUAUGGUAUAGCCAAGGAGCUCAAAAAACUUCAUAGAGAAGGUAUCAACAACGCAACUAACUCUGUAACUGUUGUUGCUUCUCUCUUUGCCACUGUGGCAUUUGCUGCAAUUUUCACGGUGCCCGGUGGUUACGAGGAUAAUGGGGUUGCCGUUUCUAUCGACACUCCUUCCUUCAAGAUUUUCUUCAUAUUCAAUGCUAUUGCACUCUUCACAUCGCUGGCUGUGGUCGUGGUUCAAAUAACACUUGUUCGUGGGGAAACAAAAGCAGAGAGGAAAGUUGUAGAGGUGAUAAACAAGCUAAUGUGGUUGGCUUCAGUUUGCACCACUGUGGCUUUUAUUGCAUCCUCAUAUAUUGUGGUAGGCCGUCACUUUGAAUGGGCAGCUAUAUUUGUUACAUUGAUAGGAGGACUUAUUAUGGCUGGGGUUCUUGGAAGUAUGACAUAUUAUGUCGUGAAAUCUAAGCGAAUUCGUAGGAUAAGAAAGAGGGCAAAGUCAUCUAAGAGGAGUGGGUCGAGCUCUUUGCGUUAUAACUCUGAGCUAUCUGAUUCUGACAUUAAUCCAAUUUUUGCUAUAUGAAGAGGAGGAAUAUUUUAUUGAUUUCCUGAUAACAGGGCGAAGCCUGAUGUCUUAUUUGAUGGUAGCUGACUUAUGUUCGAAGCUCUGUUUGUGUGUAUAUAUGUACUCAGAUAAUUUUUUAUCUGUAUCAUUGAAAUGGUCAACAGAAAAAGUGAAUUCAUUUGCGUUA
Messenger RNA from Asparagus officinalis (garden asparagus), 2148 nucleotides. Its product is annotated as ankyrin repeat-containing protein ITN1-like. Bases 192 to 1979 code for a protein of 595 amino acids. Lineage: Eukaryota; Viridiplantae; Streptophyta; Magnoliopsida; Asparagales; Asparagaceae. Gene Ontology annotation, molecular function: protein phosphatase 1 binding; protein phosphatase regulator activity. The transcript has 4 exons. The record is from RefSeq and is a predicted model, not a curated record. Gene Ontology annotation, cellular component: plasma membrane.